AUGUACAUUUUAGUUACUGGUGGUGCUGGUUACAUUGGUUCACACACUGUUGUUGAACUUAUCAAUCAUGGUUAUAAAGUUGUUAUUGCUGAUAACCUUUACAAUUCUUCAUUCGAUGCAGUUGCAAGAAUAGAAUUUAUUGUUAAGCAGCAUGUUCCAUUUUUUAAUGUUGAUAUUAGAGAUAAGGAACAAUUAAGCAAAAUUUUUGAAACUUAUGAAAUUUCUAGUGUCAUUCAUUUCGCGGCCUUGAAAGCUGUGGGUGAAUCUACAAAGAUCCCAUUGAAGUACUAUGACAACAAUGUGAAUGGUACAAUCAAGUUAUUGGAAGUAAUGGACCAAUACAAUGUUAAGAACAUCGUUUUCAGUCUGUCUGCAACCGUUUAUGGUGACGUUACUAGAUUUGGUGAUAACUCCAUGAUUCCAAUUCCGGAACACUGUCCCAAUGAUCCAACUAACCCAUACGGGAAGACCAAGUAUGUCAUCGAGAACAUCUUGCAUGAUGUCUACAACAGUGACAAUAAAUGGAAAACCGCCAUCUUGAGAUACUUUAAUCCAAUUGGUGCCCACCCAUCAGGUUUAAUUGGAGAAGAUCCAUUGGGAAUUCCACAAAAUUUAUUACCAUAUCUUGCACAGGUUGCCAUUGGGAGAAGAGACAAGUUAUCCAUUUUUGGAAACGACUACAAUUCUCAUGAUGGUACACCAAUUAGAGAUUAUAUCCAUGUCAUUGAUCUUGCUAAGGGUCACAUUGCAGCAUUGGAGUACUUGCACAAUCUUCAAAAUGAUCAAGGAUUAUUCAGAGAGUGGAACUUGGGUAGUGGAAAGGGCUCAACUGUAUUCGACGUAUACCAUGCUUUCUGCAAAGUCGUUGGUAGAGAAUUGCCCCAUGAGGUUGUUGGAAGAAGGGAUGGUGAUGUUCUUGAUUUAACUGCUAACCCAAAGAGGGCCAAUGAAGAAUUGAAAUGGAAGACCCAUUUGACAAUUGACGAUGCCUGUAAAGAUUUAUGGAAAUGGACUGUUGAUAACCCAAGUGGAUACAACAUUGAUAAUUAUCUGUGGAAGGCGCUCAGUGCUAAUGAUUUAAGCAACAGAUCUCACACUAUAAAGGUAGACGACACCUUCAAAGUUUCAAUUAUGAACCUUGGAGCAACCAUACAAAAUGUCACUUACAAAGACGCUCCAGUAGCUCUCGGAUUUGUAACAGAGCAAGAAUAUAAAAAUCAGCUGUUUUAUAUUGGAGCAACUGUCGGUAGAUAUGCCAACAGAAUCAGCGAAGCUGAGAAGUUAAAGUUGUCAGUAAACGAAAACGGUAAUACUUUGCAUGGUGGUAAAUUCGGGUUCGACAAGAAGGAUUUCCUCGGGCCCGUAGUCAAGAGAAAUAAAAAAGAGAACUCCACUACUUUGGAAUUUUACUUACUUGAUCCACACUUAGAAAAUGGGUUUCCUGGUGACUUAGGAACUCUUGUCAAGUAUACUAUUGCCAGUGGAUCAAUUGAGAUUGAGUAUGAAUCUGAACUUCUUGGCAAAGCAGAUGAAACUUUUCUUAACCUCACCAACCAUUCAUAUUGGAAUAUUAGUACUGGAAGCUCCAUUGAUGGAACUAAAAUCAAAAUGGCAACGAAUAAGGCUUUAGAGGUUGACUCAAAAUCUUUGUUACCAACUGGAAAGAUUGUUGACAGGGAAGUCACUGGGUUUGCCAAAGGGUCUGCAGGUAUUGAUACAUGCUUCGUAUUAGAACAACAGUCUGUGCAGUCGGUCGACACGAGAUCCAAUGAAUUGCAGACUGUGCUCGAAGCAACACAUCCAGAUUCCAAGGUCAAGUUGGUUGUACAAACAACCGAACCUUCGUUCCAGCUCUACACUGCAGAUCAUCUUGAUGUCCCAGGAAAAUUUGGACCUAGGGGCGGAUUCUGUGUUGAAUCAGGUAGAUACAUUGAUGCAAUCAACCAAGAAUCCUGGAAGAAACUGGUUAUCUUACCAAAAGGAGAAACUUACGGCUCUAAAACAAAAUAUGCUUUUGAAAGCGUCUAG
Messenger RNA from Dujonia railenensis, 2028 nucleotides. The record is from the annotation of a GenBank genome assembly. NCBI's taxonomy places the organism in Eukaryota, Fungi, Ascomycota, Pichiomycetes, Serinales, Debaryomycetaceae.